AUGGCUCCUCAUUCUUCGUCAUCGUCAUCAUCAUCGGAAGAUGGUUCCAACAAAGAAGAACGACCCGUGGUCCGAUCCACCGCCGAGCCCUACCCACCACCGUCUCCACAACCUCACCAGCCACCGGUUCCACCCCAUCAACCAAUAGGGUUCCCUCCCGUUAUGGGCUAUCCCCAACCCUAUUCAAACAACUACCCUAAUAACAACGGUAACGGUUACCACAACCCAUAUAAUCCCUACACUCAACCCCCACCGCCCCAGUAUUUCACAAACCAAACCUACUACGGCGGCUCCGGCAACAACGGCGGCUCCUCCUUCCUCAAGGGCUUUUUCGUCACGUUGAUAAUUAUAGUACUCCUGAUCUGCGUGUCCACCAUCAUAACAUGGGUCAUCCUACAUCCACAAGUCCCCGUCUUCCACGUGGAGAGGCUGGCCGUGAGCAACCUUAACCUAUCGAAGACUGAUUUCUCCGCCACUUGGGACGCCAACUUGACGGCGGAGAAUCCCAACCAAAAGCUCAAACUCAACUUCCAUAAAAUCAAGGGUUUUGUCUUCUUCAAGGAGCGAUCGUUGUCGUUCUCGGAUGUUGACCCGAUGUUCUUGGAGACGAAGACACGUGGCACCUUGAAGUUGAGGCUGGCGAGCAACCAGACGAAUGAAGAUGUGAUCGGAGACUGGGCGGUGGACGAGAUGCGCCGGGAACGAGACCGCGGCUUUCUGACUUUGAAUGUGAGACUGGCCGUGUUUGCGACAUUCAAGUCCGGUUCUUGGUGGACCAGGCAUGCGUUUAUGAAGGUUUUUUGUGACAAUUUGGACGUUCGAUUCGUGGGUUCUGAAGCUAAGGGAGUUUGGACUGGUGGUAAUAAUUCUCCAAAAUGUGAGGUUUUUUAA
This is a messenger RNA of Humulus lupulus (European hop), 891 nucleotides long. RefSeq lists its product as uncharacterized. Lineage: Eukaryota; Viridiplantae; Streptophyta; Magnoliopsida; Rosales; Cannabaceae. Bases 1 to 891 code for a protein of 296 amino acids. The record is from RefSeq and is a predicted model, not a curated record. The transcript has a single exon. Gene Ontology annotation, cellular component: plasma membrane.